Anguilla rostrata (American eel) is the source of this 2963-nucleotide messenger RNA. Its product is annotated as exosomal polycystin-1-interacting protein-like. The transcript has 6 exons. Bases 869 to 1612 code for a protein of 247 amino acids. The record is from RefSeq and is a predicted model, not a curated record. NCBI's taxonomy places the organism in Eukaryota, Metazoa, Chordata, Actinopteri, Anguilliformes, Anguillidae.
GAGGACACUGGGCGCACCUGCACUGUGGUAAUAUUUAGAAAAUUGGAAGACAACUUUCUUCGACAAACUUAACUGCGGAAGCAUUUGGCUGAAAUGCUGUAAUUCACAGACCAGCUGUCUGCACUUCUAGAAAUUUCAAACCCCAGAGUGACUUCAGCUUAUCAGUCAACUGUUGAAAAAUUGCCCGUGCUAGCCCUGUUCUCCAGCCCAGAUGAGGCCCUCUGAGGAGAUGUGUGUGCAAACACCAUAACUCACUGGCGCAAGUAUUUAAUGGAGUCAGAGUCCACAUCCCAGUCGAGAGAGGGAGCCUCUUUCACCCCGCACAAUGUCAGACCCUACAUCCAUCCUGACCAGGACAAAGACACGGCCUGAAGAUGCAACUCAGAUUCCCAGAGAUUAGGAGCGUCAGCCUGUUGCCGCGGGACACAAGUUCAGGAAGAGAAGGAGCGGGACACGGAUCAGUCCCCGAACAGUAGGUGGCUGCAUUCUGACAGAGGGAGGGAAGAGGGCCAGAAUGAAAAAAGAGAGGAAAGUAGGUGGACACAGAGAGUGGGAGGGAAACAGAUGUGGAAAAGAGGAAGGAGGGAUAAAGAGGAAGAGACAGUUAAAAGUGGUGAGUGUGUUUGCGUGCCAUGUCAGUACAGAAGUGAUCUGCCAUGGUAAAAGUGCUUUCUUUCAGCGCUGCGAUGCCUCAAGACGACAGUGUGAAGACGGCCGUUCCAGCACAGCUUUUUUUCUAUCCCUCUUUUUCCUAAACGUGAAAAUCUGAGAAGCUUGGAGAAGGGGGAGUCUCCUCCCUGUGGGUUUGUCGGGGCCGCAGUGAGGCAGGAUGCGAGGGUGAUGACGUAGCCCAGCAGACAGAGCAGAAAUGUCUGGCAGCGGCGGCGUGAUCCAGCUGCUGCUGUGUGCUCUGUGUACACUCCUCUCCUUGGGCCAGCGGGGGGCGCUCCCGAGCGGAGGGGGGGGUCCCCUGAACAUCACCCUGCUCUUCGACAGCGUCUCGCACGGGGGCCACAGCUUGCGCAACUGCAGCUGCGCUUCAGAGAUCCAGGACUGCAACGACGCACUGGCCAACCUGCUGUGCAGCUGCAGGACGGUGCCUCGCUCUGCGCUGCCCCCUGCUGGCCUGGCGGUGCGUGGCGGGCUGACCGUGUGGGUGCGCGAUGCCUGGGUCCUGAGAGAGCUGCUGAACGGCAGCGCCGUGCAGGAUCUGCGCCUCUCCGCCUGCGGCCCCGCCCCCUUCUCCGCCCAGCCACUCACGCUGUUUGGCCUGCGCAGACUCCGCCUACACUCCGCCUCCCAGGACGCCACCCACCCCGAGCAGACCCUGAACAUUGCGACAGGGCAGGAGCAAAGCAGGGGCAGGGGGGGCAGGCCUUCCUCUUCUUCCUCUUCCUUCUCCUCCUCCUCCUCCUCUUCCUCGCCCUUCCUGGUGUCCUUCCUGGACGUAGCCCUGCUGAACGGACUCUCCCCUCUGAAGGCCUACAGCGUCAGCAGCCCUCCCACCCCUAUCCUGGCCCAGCACUUCCCCCACCUGCCUCUGGCCCACACUAUCCCAACUCAACAGCCCCCAGAACCUCUUCAGGACUGCCUCUUAACUUUCAUCUAUUAGAGCAGAGACCAGGACAUGGGACCCAGCCCGGAGAUCCACCAUGGCUCAGGACCGGACUGUACCAGGCGGGAUCACUACCAGCUUUACCCAGACUGCUGUGGGGACAUUAGGCGAGACACAGCCUGACUGAGCUGAACACUUUCACCCACCCAGCCCAAACCAGCCCAAGCAUCUGCCAAUGUCAGCAGUGUCAAACUCCAAUUCUGGAGGGGCGCAGUGCUUGCAGGUUUAAAGGGAUGCUUACAGUUUCUGAUUGGCUCAGUGUGUUUUUGUGAGAUCAUUUUACAUAUUUAGAUUCUGAAGACCAAUGGCCUUACAAUGUCUGCAGGGGUAUUUCGGAAGCAGCGGUCUGAAGAAAAAAAAAUGCAAUUUAAGUCACUCUAAAGCAGCUUGUAUCAGCGACAUUACACCUCCAGAGGUACGUAUAUAUUAACCAAUUAUUCUUCAAAAAUGACAGGUAAUCUUAUUUUGUGUUGAACUGAGACUUCUGUCCUUAAAGAAAGAAGUAUCAAUAUAAAACUGAAAUUUACUGAAUGUUCAUACUUGUGAAAAACUGCUGUAAAAUGAAUCUUCUCAUAUGUACAGUCUCUAAAAAGUUAACAUCCCUGUACAAGCUGCUAUAGAAUUAUCUGAAGAGAUUUUUCUUGCAUAGGCCACAAAACCCAGAGAGCUACGAUACCAGCCUUUGUAACGCUAGUUGGCCACCAGAAACUUCUCUUAUGUAAAAUAUCCUCCCUUGCACAUAAAAACCAUUACUGGAAAUUGUAGAUGUUAUCAAAUGAUUCCAGCAAGUGAGCUAUUCCUUUAACUACAGUUCUGAAAGCCUGGUGUGUCUGCAGGUUUAACUCCAGUCCUGGAAGAAUGUAGUAAUAACCGUUUCUGAGACAUCUAAUUACUUGCAUGCUCAAAAGUGAAAGCUGCGCCUGUUGUGGAUACUUUGAGCUGAAAGUGCUUUGGCCAGCUGGUUGUCUCACCCUUUCCUGCUUGCUUUGGACGACUGCUCUGGCUAAGCUGCACAGGGCCGGUCUGUGCUCUGCUCUGGUCCUGGUGAGACCUGGAUACUGUGUGUGAGAGAGAAGAUGGAAAGGAGAAGCAGUCUCGCGUUUUAAUGAUUUCAGUACAGAUGAGGGGUGGCAGGUUGGAAUGCGGAGUCUGUUUCCUGCAGGAGGGGAUGACAGCUCUGCUGAUUAAUUCCACUCCCCAUGUGCACUGAUGACAACUGGAGCCAAGGCUUCUGCUGCCCAAGCCGUGUGUCUGUUUGUAUUUGCAUCUGUUCUGAGUUUGAAUUUGAUUUGUAUAUAAUUGUAAUCAUUGUAUCUUGUACACAUGAAUAAAGUUAAUAUUUUCAGUA